Messenger RNA from Aphanomyces astaci, 1290 nucleotides. RefSeq lists its product as hypothetical. Bases 135 to 1232 code for a protein of 365 amino acids. The transcript has a single exon. The record is from RefSeq and is a predicted model, not a curated record. Lineage: Eukaryota; Oomycota; Saprolegniomycetes; Saprolegniales; Verrucalvaceae.
CGACCGUGUGGUAAAGCGCCAUUGCUUACAUGGUUACACAUGUUGGUCGGAGGUCUAAGGAGAGAUGGGCAUGCUUUGCAUGAAGUACUCGUAGCUCAUUCGAAGCUCUUCAGGUUGGUUGACAAACAAGCUUGAUGGAGAAUGCUAACGCUACCCCCGGCGUACCGCGCGACAACAGCAUCGUCGUGCUUUACCGUGAGACAGACUGGAUCGGGCGCCCCACCGACCUCAAGGACACUGAAGAGUACGAGCACUCGAUACAACGCAGCCGCCGCAACCGCAUCAUCAUGAUCGCGACGGCCGCCCUUGUCAUUGUUGGCGUCGCUAUCGGUGUCAUCGCCGGCACCACUGGCACCGACGAAGCGUCCGUGUCUUCUGGCGAGAGUGCAGCCACCGUUCCCACGCCGUCGCGCCCAUCGACCCCCACCGCCGCGGCCGACGCCGUCGUCCCACCCAGUCCUUUGGUGAACAACUUGCCGGCGCCUGUUGUGAAUGCCACGUGGAACGCCACGACUAGCGCCGAAGUCCUCGUUGGAAGCAACGGCGUCGAAAUCGUCAAUGCCACGCUGGACGCUUCCACCGUAACACCUGAACCCACCACCACCACGACUACUACCCCUGAAGGUAGGGGCACUACCCCUGAAACUACAACCACGACCCCUGCACCUACAACCACGACCCCUGCACCUACAACCACGACUCCUGCACCUACAACCACGACGCCUGCACCCACGACGACCACCGCCACUCCGCCACCUCCUCCAACCACAACCCGCGCCCCGCCAGCCCCCGCACCCCUUAGCCCCGGUCAGAUCCGGUACGUGAACAACUGCGACAAAACGUACAAGCUAUGGAAGAGCCAUCGCGAACUGGCCACGCUCAAACCUGGCGACUCGUACGACACCCAGGGCACGGCCGACGUGUCCGCCGCGUACUACCUGUCGGACGACGGGUCUGGGAAUGCGUCGUUGUUUGAAAACCACUUUGAAGGGGGCAAUUUUUGGUACGAUCUGAGCAUCAUCCCCGUCGGGUGUGGCUCGUCGUGGGACUCGUGCAAUGGCAAACCUAAGAGCUUCAACCUGCCUGUGAGCGUCCGCGUGUCCGACCCGCGUGAGAACUGCAAACACUUGACGUGCGCAUCUCCGUCGUGCACGGACGCGUACUUUGUGCCUAAUGACAAGCAGACUUGGGUGUGCCCUGGCAGUGUCUCGAUGACCGUCGCGUUUUGUUAAGAAUAGUACACGUUUUGUUAAGAAUACUUACAGAGUUGGCCCAUCAUGGUUGUUGAAG